Messenger RNA from Colletotrichum navitas, 906 nucleotides. RefSeq lists its product as uncharacterized. The record is from RefSeq and is a predicted model, not a curated record. The transcript has a single exon. NCBI's taxonomy places the organism in Eukaryota, Fungi, Ascomycota, Sordariomycetes, Glomerellales, Glomerellaceae. The coding region runs from base 208 to 678 and encodes 156 amino acids.
AUGAAAACUGUCGGACCACCGGCAUGGAUCCCGUGCCCAUGCAGGAUUACUCGGAUCCCUUUCCGCUGGCGAUCGGAACACCUACCCCGUAACCGCCCUGGCUGAUUUCUGAGCGGAGGACGGCGUCUUGAGCCUUUCCUUCCCUCUUCUUGUGCCCUUUCGCGUGUGUCACGAAUGGUACGAGGUUGAGGGCAUGGAAGGGUUGGCAUGCGAAAGGAAGGCUUCUUGCUCCGGACCGUUUCCUUUCCCACCCAUCCCUACGUGCCUCUCUACCACCUCUGCGGAGGCGUUCACCCGCACGCGGAAAGGCCGGAACACACAACGAAUAAAGCAAAUAAAAUCAAAAUGAUGGGGGAGAGGGGGUGGAAAGCACAUGUCCCGGGAAUUCCCUCUUUUCGACUUAGGUAUAUCGGCGCUGUACCAUGUCAGCCGCCAACGUUGUGUUUUCUUAGGCCUGGGCAUAACCCGGUGUUUGUUCCUGGUUGGGGCUUAGGGGCCGUUGGAGUAGGGUUAGCGUCCGCAGCGCCUAGAAAUAUCCAAGGGGGCCGAUGCCGGUUUGGCGAAGGGGUAAAGAUGGGUAUGCAGCACAGGGUCGCUUACAGUUUCGAACCCGUUCGGGACCCUGACAUCAGGGCUUGUGACUGUACCGGUAGACCACCACCGCCUCGACUGAACUGAUGUAGCUCACUCAGCACGCCCCGCUGUCAGGCCAGGUUCUGUCAUCAUCGCUGCUUUCGUGCCUGUUCGAUAUGUUUAUCCAGAGGGAGGAAGAGGACGGGGGUGAUGUGAGUCCGUCUCGCCCAUAGCGAGGGGUUCCUCGUUGAUGAUCAUGUUUUCCCCCGCCGAUCUGUCUCCAUCUUUUUUAUUUUAUUUGUUGCAUCAUCGACUGCCCGGAGUGUCUUGUCU